Molecule: messenger RNA, 4046 nt
Organism: Oldenlandia corymbosa var. corymbosa
Lineage: Eukaryota; Viridiplantae; Streptophyta; Magnoliopsida; Gentianales; Rubiaceae
Source: the annotation of a GenBank genome assembly
GCAGAUUCUAACGUUCUCAUUUCCAGUAAAUUUACCAGAAAAAUCAGAGACAUCCAAUUUUAUCUACUCUACAAAAAGAUCAAAGAUUCUCCCCCUAAUGAAAAGGUUAAAGCCUGAAACAUGAAAAAUGUUUUAAGUUCACUCAUUUCCAAAAAAUAAAAUAAAAUCUGAGGUAAAUAGAGCAAUAUUUAAAUUUAUUUAUUUUGUCGCCCUAUUUUUUUUAAUCAUUUUUAAUUACAGGAGAUUUGCACCUCUUCGAAAUAAAUAGUUAAAGAGUACAGUAAGCAGAGCCCUUCUUCAUCUUCAUCCAAAUAACAAACAGAGCAGAAGGAACAAAAAAUAAGGAUAUACUCUAUGAAGUCGGAAAUUGGGGAAAUUGUGUAAAAUUGAAUAAAGAACAAAUUCAGACAAUAAAAGUUCGUUUUUUUUUUUUUUUGCUUGUAGAAUGCAAGAACUUCAUCACAACAACCAGAACUUACCCCACGGGAGUGCCGCCGGUUUCGGCGCCGUCAACGGCGGUGGGCCUCCGAAAAGAUUCAAUGUUAAAGCUUUCGCAGCCCCACUUAGUGUCCCGCCCGGACACGUAUGCUUCAGGCUGCUCUGCCACGCUUCUCGGGUCGGUGGCAUAAUCGGGAAGUCGGGCUCCAUUAUCCGGCAGCUGCAGCUAGAAACUUCCGCUAAGAUCCGAGUGGAAGAUUCGUUUCCCAACUCGGAUGAUCACCGGGUCAUCGUCAUCGUUGGCAGGGCUGUAGUUAACAAGAAACUUAAUCUCAAUGUCGCUAAUAGAGCAGCCGGAGAAGAAGAAGCGGCGGCGGCGGCCGCGGCGGAGAUGAGUAACGGAAGCUUUAAUGGUGUUAUUGAUGCUGAGAAUGAGGUUAUGGCAUCGGCUGCGCAAGAGGCGGUGUUGAGGGUUUUUGAGAGGGUUAUUGAAGUAGCGGCGGAGAGUGAUGGGCUAGUGAUUGCCGGUGGUGGGGGUUUGGUUUCCUGUAGGCUAUUGGUUGAGAAGAGUCGAGUGGGAUCAGUGAUUGGCAAAGGCGGGAAAGUGAUUGAGAAUAUUAAGAAGGAUACUGGUUGCAGAAUCAAAGUUUUGGCUUCCGAGAAAUUGUCUACUGAUGAAAUGGUAGAGAUUGAAGGUGAUAUUAUUCAAGUUAAGAAGGCACUUAUUGCAGUAAGCCGCUGCCUGCAAGACUGUAUACCAUCCGAUUUGCAUAAAGCAAGGAUGAUGCCUGGCAAACCAGUUGAAGCCUUCCCUCUGGAGACUUCACCCGGUUUACUUGUGGAUCUACCUACACAAGGAGUUCCAGUUCCUCAAGCUACAGAAACUAGCUCAACCAGUUAUUCCUCUAGGGACUAUCCGAUGCAUAUGGAGAGUAACAGGGUUCCAGUGAGGGUGUCAGAUGCACCUCAGCAUGAAGUUGUUUUUAGGAUUCUUUGUUUGAAUGAUAGAGUAGGGACUGUGAUUGGUAUUGGAGGUUCAAUUGUACGUGCUCUUCAAGCAGAGUCAAAUGCAAUAAUUAGCGUUGGGCCAACUAUUCCUGACUGUGAAGAAAGAUUGAUAACUGUUACAGCGAUGGAGAACCAAGAAGCUCGACAAUCUCCUGCCCAAAAUGCUAUCAAACUUAUUUCUGGUCGUAUUAUGGAUUCUGGUUUGCAAAGGAGGCUAGAUUCAGGAACAGAGGCUCCACCUGUUUGUGCAAGACUGGUCGUACAUACGAACCAAGUUGGUUGUUUGUUGGGGAAGGGAGGCACUAUAGUUUCGGAGAUGAGGAAGGCCACUGGUGCAGCCAUAAGGAUUUUGGGGGGUGAUCAAGUCCCCAGAUGUGCUUCCCAGAAUGAUGAAGUGGUACAGAUUAUGGGUGAGUUUGCAAAUGUACAAGAUGCAUUGUAUCACGUCACUGGCAGGCUUCGCAAUAAUCUCUUCGUAACUAAGAUGCAGAAUGGUGCUGGAACUGGGCCUUUUGGAAGAGGAAGGGACCAGUCCCUGCCUGGAUUCCUUCCACCUGUCAAUGUGUCUGACAAUCUCAAUCAACAGAAUACCUUGACAAGAAGUAUGAAUACUCUUUCUCUUUCCGAAAAUGUGAAUCAGACUCCAUCUUUGGGGCCACGGACAUCACAGGCUGCUUCAGGAAUAGAACAAAGGAAUCUUAUUGAUGGCAGAGGUUUGACUUCGCCUAAAGUUGGCGUGGAACUUGGCAGCGGGAGCAGAUCUGCCAUUGUGACCAAUACUACUGUAGAGAUUGUUGUACCCGAAAAUGUAAUAGAUGCAGUUUAUGGAGAUAAUGGUGGCAAUUUGGUUCGUUUAAGACAGGUGAGUUACUUUCCCACUGUUCUCUUUUGUUAAUAUAUGAACAAAAUGAUGGUUAUUGCUCUUUGCAAAGAUCAAUGUUAGUGCUUCUUCCUUAGAUUUCAGGCGCCAAGGUUAUAGUACACGAGCCGCGCGCUGGAACAACUGACCGGAUAGUUGUCAUAUCUGGUUCUCCUGAUGAAACACAAGCAGCACAGAGCCUCCUACAUGCGUUCAUACUCACAGGGUCCUCAUGACAACGCAUCAAAGAAAUUUUGUUGGAGUUAAAAGUGCAACAGCAUGCCCAUUGACAAUCCUUUUGCUCUGGCUUGGGACUUGGGAGAGGAAAUAAAAGGCCUGAUUAUUUAACCCAAGUCCACUGCUAACAUUAUAUUUUCUUUGGAAAUGGUUUCUAACAUUAUAUAUUUUGGGUAGUUAUUCGCAACAGAUAUACUCAGAGUAGUAGGCAGUGAUUAGCUUAAUCAGCUCAGUUGAUUUUCUGUUUUAGGAAUUUGAUUAUUAUACCAAUGAUACAACCCCUCCUAGACAUGAUAACUGGGCUGUCUUCAUAGGUCUAGCUAUACAUAGACAAUAUUUUGUACUUGAAACUCCCAUCUUGUAUACAUUAUAACUGCUGCAGCAUGAAGUUAUGCUUAAAAAAGGAUAUUUUGUUUUUGAAGCUGUUCUCUUGUGGUUUGGACUUAGGAGGUUGAAAAUGGCUGGUGGAGGAAAAAAAAUCCCUUUUAUCAUCAUACACAUUGUACACUUGCCUGGCAAGCCUUUGUACUGCAGUUGUGAAUGCAAAAUGUAUGGAGUAUUGAAAACUCCCAGAGAGUGGCAGAUGAAUAAUCAUUUUACAAGUGAACAAGAAGAAACACACAAUGCUGCCCUGCAGUUCAUAGUAUGACACUCCAUAUAGGAAGAGUGAUACAGAUUGUAGAUUGCAGAAUAGCAGCAUAUCAACUCUUCACUGCUGCAGCUUCAGCUGAUGAUGUUGUUGCUGGGUUAGGUUUGAGAAUGAUUUCCACAUUGUCAUGAACUCCUUGAAGCAGAAGCUCGCCAUCAUACGUCAAGAGCUUGCGCUUCUUUGCAGCUCUCAAUGUUCCAACAAGUGCUUCGAAGAUGUUUGCACAUCGAUCGUCAUUAAACAGAACGCCAAAAGUGACCUUCAAGAGUAAAAAAAGGUGGGGAAAAAAAAAAAAAAAAAACCCUUCAUUUCAAGCAAUCCCAUGGAGACAAAAGGAUUAAAUACCAAAUUGAUCAUAAAUUGGCUCCUUAAGAACCAUUUCCUAGUAUUGGAACAGCAUUGAAACAUUAUUUGGAAGCCCAUAAAACAAUCUGGUUUGCAUUCCAUCUCAAACACUAAACAGAGCAAGUAAUUACAGAAGAACAGAGAAUGAACCGAAACUGUAUGACAGUAGCAUCUAACCGACAUUAGACUAUGUCUAUAUGGUACAUUUACAAAAUCAGAUCAAGCAAAAAAGUACAGAUCCCCAACAGAAAGCAUGUCCAAGGACAGAUCUUUGCAAGGUUUAUGCUAAAAAGGGAAGGAUUAUUGCCAAAAAUAAAAAAAGAGAGAGAGUGAAUCUGGGGAUUAUAUUUAUACCUUAUAAGAACCAUCAUCCUGGGGUUUGCCCAAUCUUUUGAUCUCUUCUUUGAGCUUCUCAACUUCUUCUUCAACGUUCAUUGUCUCCUUCUCUUUUUUUCUCUUUUUCUUUCAGCUGAAUCUACCUAAUGCUUUUGAUAUUAUUCUUUACCUAGU